AUGGAAGACCCAGUUCAGCUGAAAGAAGAUGGGAAUUCGUUUUUCAAGGAAAAUGAUUACGUCCAGGCUAUUGACUGUUACAGCAAAGCCAUAAAGCUUGCUAAAGACAAGAAGCUGCUGGCUGUCUUGUAUCGUAACAGAUCAGCCUGUUACCUUAAAAAGGAAAAUUAUGUUCAGGCAGCCUCAGAUGCCACUAAAGCUAUUGAUGUUGAUGCAUCAGAUAUCAAAGCCUUGUUUAGACGCUGCCAGGCUCUGGAGAAACUGGAGAAGCUGGAUCAAGCAUAUAAGGAUGUUCAGAGAUGUGCAACAAUAGAGCCAAGGAAUAAGACCUUUAUAGAGACUCUGCACCGCUUAGGUAGUAAUAUUCAAGAAAAGCUUCGUGUCCAGUUCUCAACUGACUCUCGUGUUCAGCAGAUGUUUGAGAUCUUGCUGGACCCAAACAGUGAAAAAGAAAAACGAGAAAAGGCUGUCAACAAUCUGAUCGUUCUGGGCAGGGAGGAUGCAGGUGCUGAGAGAAUUUUCCAGAACAAUGGUGUGAACCUUUUAAUGCAGUUGGUGGAUACUAAAGACCCAGAGCUGAUUCUUUCUGCAGUGAGGACCCUUUCUGGCAUGUGCACUGGCCACAGGGCAAGAGCUACAGCUAUCCUACAUCUUGUGGGUAUCAGUAAAAUCUUCAGCAUUAUGGCAGUUGAUAAUGAAGAAAUUGCUCUAGCUACAUGCAAUCUGGUACAGAACAUUGUGGACUCUCUGACAGGAGAGGAUCGAAAGGACCAUGGGAAAGAAGAAGCUUUGGUUUUAGACAGCAGGAAGGACCUCCAAAUGAUCACCACCAACUUGUUGGACAUGCUUGUUAGUAAGAAGGUCUCUGGACAUGGCAGGGAUCAAGCUCUAAAUCUGCUUAAUAAAAACAUCCCUCGCAGAGACCUGAAGAAUAAAGACAACUCCAAAACUCUAUUUGUGGUUGAUUCAGGACUGAAGAAGAUAUUAAAGGUUAUGGGGCAAAUCCCAGAAUUGCCAAACAGCCUUCCACUCACAGUGAACACCCGUUUAAAUGCUUCUAUCCUUUUGAAUAAGCUAUAUGAUGACCUACGCUGUGACCCUGAAAGAGACAACUGCCGUUUAAUAUGUGAGGAGUACAUAACUGGUAAUUUUGACCCCAAGAAUAUGGAGAAGAACUUACAUGCCAUACAGACUGUGUCAGGUAUCCUGCAAGGACCAUUUGAUCUAGGAAACAAAUUGCUUGGGCUGCAGGGUGUCAUGGAAAUGAUGGUAGCACUGACAGCAUCAGACAAUGAGAUAGACCAACUGGUUGCAGUGGAAGCUCUCAUUCAUGCCUCUACAAAAUUCAGCCGUGCCUCCUUCAUCAUCACUAAUGGAGUGUCUAUGUUAAAAGACAUUUACAAGAAAACAAAGAACGAAAAGAUUAAGAUCCGUGCUUUGGUGGGUCUUUGCAAGCUGGGAUCAGCUGGUGGUACAGAUUAUGCUUUAAGGCAAUUUGCAGAGGGAUCUACAGACAAACUUGCUAAACAAUGCAGGAAGUGGCUAUGUAAUCCCAGCAUUGACAUACAAACAAGGAAGUGGGCAGUUGAAGGCUUGGCCUAUCUAACUUUAGAUGCUGAUGUAAAGGAUGAUUUUGUUGAAGAUGAACAAGCUCUGCAGGCCAUGUUUGAACUGGCUAAGACAAGUGACAAGACAGUCUUGUACUCAGUGGCUACCACACUGGUCAACUGUACAAACAGCUAUGAGGUGAAAGAGGUCAUUCCUGAGCUGGUAGAGCUGGCCAAAUUCUCAAAGCAGCAUGUUCCUGAACAGCACCCAAAGGAUAAGAAAGACUUUGUGACCAAGCGAGUCAAGAGACUGUUGAAGGCCGAUGUGAUCUCCACCCUUGCAUGCAUGUUGAAAGCAGACAGCUCUAUCCUUACAGAUCAAACAAAAGAGCAGCUAGCCAGGGUUUUCCUGGCCCUGUGUGAAGAUCCAAAGGACAGAGGAACUAUUGUAGCACAAGGGGGUGGCAAGGUCAUGAUCCCACUGGCUCUGGAAGGUACUGAAGCUGGGAAGACAAAAGCCGCUCAUGGUCUUGCCAAAAUAGCAGCUAUAUCUAACCCUGACAUUGCAUUCCCAGGAGAAAGGGUAUAUGAAGUGGUACGUCCCCUGGUCAGUUUACUAAACACAGAGAAAGAUGGUAUGCAGAACUAUGAAGCACUUUUAGGCCUUACCAAUUUUGCUGGGAAAAGUGACAAAUUAAGGAAAAAAAUCAUUAAGGAGAAGGCCCUGCCUGACAUUGAGAAUUACAUGUUUGAGAAUCAUGAACAGAUUCGACAAGCUGCCACUGAAUGCAUGUGCAACUUGGUAGUAAAUAAAGAGAUCCAGGAAAGGUUCUUGGCAGAAGGAAAUGAUCGUUUGAAAUUGGUAGUGUUAUUGUGCGGUGAAGAGGAUGAAGUAAAACUGCAAAGAGCUGCAGCAGGAACCCUAGCUGUUCUGACGGCAUCUGAGAAGAAGCUAUGCCACAAGAUGACAGAAGUGACUACACAGUGGAUGGAGAUCCUGCAGAGACUUUGCCUUAAUGAAGACUUGCAGGUUCAGCACCGUGGAGUUGUGAUUACCUACAACCUGAUUAAUGCUGACAAAGAGCUUGCAAAGAAACUGGUGGAGGCUGAAAUGCUGGAGAUCCUAACGGUUAUUGGAAAAGAGGAGAACAAUCCAAAGAAGGAACACAUUAUAGCUGUAGCCAGAGAAGCCCUGGUCAAAUGCCUAGAUUAUAGCCUCAUUAAGCCUGUUUCCUGA
This is a messenger RNA of Staurois parvus, 2784 nucleotides long. The record is from the annotation of a GenBank genome assembly. Lineage: Eukaryota; Metazoa; Chordata; Amphibia; Anura; Ranidae.